Sycon ciliatum is the source of this 5264-nucleotide messenger RNA. RefSeq names its product retinoblastoma-like protein 1. Gene Ontology annotation, molecular function: RNA polymerase II transcription regulatory region sequence-specific DNA binding. Lineage: Eukaryota; Metazoa; Porifera; Calcarea; Leucosolenida; Sycettidae. Gene Ontology annotation, biological process: regulation of transcription by RNA polymerase II; cell differentiation; negative regulation of G1/S transition of mitotic cell cycle. Gene Ontology annotation, cellular component: nucleus; chromatin; transcription regulator complex. The record is from RefSeq and is a predicted model, not a curated record. The transcript is spliced from 30 exons. Bases 120 to 3845 code for a protein of 1241 amino acids.
GACUCAGUAGUCAGUAUAAAAAUAGUACUCUCUGUGCAAGUAGUUCGGUGCAUGUGGAGUAGCGAGUGUGGGACGAAGAAAGCUGGCUGCCUUCCUCCUGGACAACGAAUUCCCUAGCCAUGGCGGAGCUCAGCCUGAGCGAUAUCCGGAGAGAAUUUGAUGGAAUAUGCAGUCGGCUCAAUAUGGAUCAAGCUACUCUGGAGGUAGCGUGGAAAUCGUUCCACGAUCUCAAGGAGUUCUAUACUUUAGAGGGCAAUCAGAACCAUUGGCUGGCCUGCGCUCUAUUCGUUGCUUGUCGCACGGCUAUUAUCCCAACUGUGGCUGGAGGAACGAGCACAACUGGAAAUCGAGUAACCCUGUACAACAUCAUACGUGAGACCAAAAUUAGCUUACUGGAGUUCUUUGAGAAGAUGAAGCGCUGGGUCGAGAUGGCUCUCAAACAUGGCCUGGCAAAGGAGGUGCCUACAUUGGUGGACAACCUGGAGCAUCGCUUCAGGGUCAUUACUUUGAUUUACAGAAAGUAUGAAGACCUUUUUGAUACAGUAUUUGCUACACCGAGCGAGGAAAGCAGGAGGAAGACGAGUCGCUCCAAGUGCUCAGCAGCAGAGCUGCACAAGUUUGUAUGGACAUUGUUUGUCCAUGCUAGGGCGUGUCUGAAUGGUGUCCAGGACAACCUUGUCAACAGUUUUCAUUUGCUGAUCUGUGUGGUGGAAACAAUGUACCUAUCGGCACAGCAAGCUAAUCGUACGGACCUGAUCAGUGCCUCCUUCACUAAGGCAGUGGAUGCAAGCAUUGCAGAGGACCCAGCCAAGGAGAAGGAAGUGGUCGACUUCUUGUGUCAACGUUAUGAGGCGGAAGUCAUGGAAGUGAAGGUGAUUAGGGAGCACUGGUGGGAGCGCCAUCUUGACGACAUCAAGGAGAAGAAUGUCCUUUUGGAUCAUCUUCAUGAAAUUGUUGAAGGAUCCUGUUUCCUGCGAAACAGCAAAAAGCUCAAUCGUGAGUAUGAAGAGUACGUGCUGAAACGCGGUGAUCUGGAUGAGCGGGUUUUCCUGGGUGAAUUUGCACAAGCGGAGGUUGGCACGCCCAUCAAAGUCCCAGCAGGAUCGUCUGUGGUUAAUGACGGCAAGCCAAAGAAUCUUGAGCGCUUCUUUGCCAAUGCCAACUCUGGAGUCGUACCCCAUACACCACUGACUGGUGAUCUGCAGAGGAAGGCACAUCUACGAUCACCUGCUCAUUUGUCGACGCCUGUGACCAGCGCUCUUCACAAUCUGUCGCGGAUCAAGAGCAUCAUCAGUAAUCAGCAGACUGGCACCCGUCUGGCUAAGCUCUGCAAGGAGAUUGAUCCAAAUCCGUAUGAAGCUGUAUCCAGCCGUGUGGAGAAGAUCAAACAACUCUUUGUAAAGAAAUACUGUGCAGCUGGAAGUGACAUUACUAGCCAGGAAGAGGGUCGGACGAUUUGUGCACUCGGCUCCUCGCUCUACCUCAAGGUGCUGGAGGCUGUGGCCAUUGAUGAAUAUGAGAAGCGUGGUACAGCCCGUCUGUUGAAUCUUCUUCAGGCCGAUGACAUGCACUGGGCUAUGUUUGGCUGCUGUCUUCAAAUUGUCCUCGCAACAAAGAACACAUCCGACAAAAUGUUCCCGUGGAUCAUUGAAGCAAUGGAUAUCUCUGCGUACUCCUUUGCUCGGGUUAUUGAAAGUGUCAUUCACUUUGAACCCAACCUAAGCACAUCAAUGGUGAAGAGUUUGAAAGUGGCCGAGGAACAGCUAUUGGAAAGUCUUGUGUGGCGCUCCGGUUCACCAGUGUUCAACCACAUCCACGACAUUGGAAAGGUAUAUCGCUUCAAGGAAGUUGCCCUGCCAGAAAGUAGUACUGAUGCUUCUCAACUGCAACAGCAGCAGCAACCACAGCAACAGCACCAAUCACCCUUGGUGGGCUCGCAACAUCGUAUCCCAGCGCGUAAGCUUACGUUUGAGGAAACCCCACCGACUACCAGUACCAGCGGCAGUAGUAGUAGCAGUAGCUGUCAAACCACCUCCACCGCCGGUACUCGUACCAGCAGCCAAGUCGACACCACUAAUGCUAGUAGUACGGGCGCAGGUACAAGGUCCACAUCAUUCAGCUUGCAAUCUCUGUCCGAAGCGGCGUCGAUGGUCAGCAAGGAAAGCAGCUCCGUGACAAAAAUGACCAAUGCCAUUGCGACGGUAUCUGCGAACAGUGUGACGGGUACGGGGGCAGUGGCGGCAACGCAAACAACCGGCUCAAGUACUGCCGCCACUUGUCUGACUAGCACUGGUGAUACACCUAUUAGAGGUGGUGACCAGGCCAUGGAGACGGCAACGACCUCCUCCGAAACGCCACCAGUUCGCAAUUCGGUCAGCCUGUUCUUGCGCAAGGUUUACCAUCUUGCCAGCAUGCGCCUCAAUUUCCUUUGUCAGCGGCUGCAGAUGGAUGCGGAGCAGCAGCAAACAUGCUGGACGUGCUUUGAGGAAUGUCUCGUGCAGCACAUUGACGAGUUGAAAGACAGACAUAUUGACCAAUUCAUUAUGUGUUCUAUUUAUGCCAUUGGCAAGGUGCUGAAGAAAGAUGUUGAGUUUGGUGACAUUGUCAAGUACUACCGCUAUCAGCCACACAUGUCCAGCGUGUUUCUCCUUACUUCUGGGUGUCUUACCUCUUCAAGUUUGGUCAAGACGUAUCGCCAGGUGAUGAUCUCUAGGAGUACGGAGAGUGCCGUGGCUGUGACUGCUAACUCGAAAACAGUGCCAGAUCCCAAACCCAGGGAGCAGGCAGAGGCACUGCAAGCCUCCUUGACUCCGAAAGGUUCACCUGUGACACGUUCUUCAUUGAGGCGGCAGCAGCAGCAUCAGCAUCAGCAGUUGAAGCAAACCAGCUCGGUGGAGAAACCGUCCAGCCCUCGGCGAAGUCCUCGUAAGCGGCCUCAUGAGAACGAGUCGGCUCCUUUAGCAUCUGGGCCUGUAAGGGGGCCGCUAUUUGCGUCCUCGCCACCUCGCAAGAGGAAGGACCAUGGCACAGCUGAGUCAGCGGUGCCUGCGGUAUCCUCGAUAAGAAACUCGUCACCUCUUGCUGAGAAUCCUCUAGCCAGCACUUGCGCGUCCAGUGCGGAUGUACCGAUGGACACUGGUGAGCAACCAACAUCGCUCUUGAUGACUCCGAAGAAAACCGACCCGCCUGUCCAGGGUGCUCCUCCGGGUCUUCUGUCUCCGCCAGUGGCAUUACCCGAUGGGCAGUGCAUUGGAGAUAUCAUUGCCUUCUACAACAAGGUGUACUUGAAAUUGAUGAAGAACUUUCUGAUGCAGUUCAUACCGGAGAGGAUAGAAGGGGGCACAAGCCCAUGCCUAUCUCCAAUGCCGAAGAAUAAGAAAGCAACUUACUCUCCCAGAAAGCAGGUAUCAGCCCAUCAUAAGAUAUUUGUGUCACCGCGCAAGAAGGAUUUGGGUUCAGACAGAAUGCGGCAGCAGGAAGGGGCAUUCUUGUAUUGUCACCAGAGAAGCUCACUUUCGGAACUGACUGUGAUUAACGAUCGUAUACGGCGUGGAAUCGGAUCGCCCGUUAAAGCCGUUGUAUCACCCAGGCCAGCUAACCCGCAGAGCCCGCUGACGUCUGUAACAAACGCUUCCCCUCGUGCCGGGGGCACCACUAGCAAGUCGUUGGUGCCAUCUGGGAUCAUGGUUGAAUCUGUCUCACUGCCGGCAGGACGCUCACAGUCGCGUCCCGUUUCAUCACCAAGCACAAUCGACCGCCACAAGUCUGUUACCAAAGCUCUGCAUCAAAGAGCUGAAGAGCGAUGGAUUAACAGCAAGGGUUUGUCUGAAGACAUGUCGGAGUGAGCUUUUUCUCUGAGAACGUCAAUACGGAGAUGGGUUUCCCUCUGCAACUAAUGGUAGUUUUUUUCAUUAUUGAGUUUCUAAUAUUUCCAGCUCAUGCAAUGCCUUGGCCAGCCUCCAGCUCCUACAAUGCCUUGGCCACCCUCCAACCCAUGCAAUAGCCAAUACCUUGGCCAGCCUAUGCAAUGCUUUGGUUCGUCUCCAGCUCCCGCAACACCUUGGCCAGCCUCCAGCCUGUGCAAUGCCUUGGCCACCCUCCAUCCUAUGCAAUGCUUGGUCAGUCUCCAGCCUAUGCAAUGCCUUGGCCAGCCUCCAGCCCAUGCAAUGCCUUGGCCAGCCUCCAGCCCAUGCAAUACCUUGACCGCCCUCCAGCCUAUGCAAUGCCUUGGUCAAUCUCCAGCUCGUGCAACACCUUGACCACCCUCCAGCCUAUGCAAUGCCUUGGUCCAUCUCCAGCUCAUGCAACCCCUUGGCCAGUGUUCUCCAGGCCCUGUGCUUGUACAGUAAGCAUGCUCUAGAGCUUUCUUGUCCAUAUUUGCUGAAUUUAUUAUAGUGUAGACCACAGGUUUCGCCAGCUGCCCAGCUCGCAUUAGUUUCCUCUCUAUUUUUUCCUGUCCCCAGACCCGUUCUAGCCUACUUAGUGCAGUGCUGUGGUUAGUUUCUAUCAUGCCUUCCAUGACCGUAUGCUUUCUUGCGCAUACACUUUCCUUACACGGUUACCCGUACUUGCCGCCGUGUCUGCGUCUCGUUUAGCUUUUCGUUUAGCUCUGCUUAGUUGGUCCUCCGCUUGCAACAAUUUUCAUUCUGCUUUAUGACCCAUGUGAACAAUAGGUAGGCGCCUCCGCCACUCUUACAACAGACACGCUCUCUUUUCUAAUUAUUCGCUAUACAUCAGCUCGUUGCAUGCCAGAGCUGUAGACUGUAGAUUUGUUUUCCCCCUUCCGCUGACUUGUACUCAUUGUGUAGGCAGACUUCCUCUCCUGUCCUCUAUAUACUUCUCUUGUACACCUAUUCUCUUGUACACGUAUCUCAAUGUAUGCAUUGCCGGUCGAUGCACCCCCUUCCCACAUACACACACAUCCGCAUGCACGCAUUGCCACUGGCCAUCCUGAGCUAUCCUGAUUUCGUUUUCUUAUCGUUUGCGUUGCUUGCCACACCGUAACUGUCUGGGUUUUUUUUGUUGGCACUGGAAUAUUUUCGAACUGCUGAAACUGCCUUUCUUUUCUUCCGUUUUUUGGUUGUUGCUACCUAACUCUGUAACACAAACUGUCAUUCCAUCAGAUAACAACCCCUGAAUACUCAAUCCAACUAUGUUUUCUUCUUGUCUGUUUUUGAACAUACUCAUCCUGAUAAUGAUAUUCAAGCACGGCGGCAUUGACACAUGCAAUGUACAUUGUACAUCUACGUGAUGUAAAAAGCCAA